UUCAUUAUUUUUUAGUUGCUACUGUCACAUCUGUUUUCUCUCCUCUCCUCAACUUUCUCCGUGCACAGAAUUCUCGAGGCCUUUUCUCAAGGUUAGUAUAUUUUAUUAUUCAUUUAAGGGAAAUUCGACAUGGCAGCAUCGAACUUUCAUUAAACUUGAGUAGUAACAUUUUUAUAAGAUUUUUCCAAAUAACAUGUCACCCAUCUAAUUUCGAAUUCCACUCCUGCGAUACUGUCCUUCACCAUCUCCCUCCUUCUCCGAAAUCUACAAGCAAUAUCCAACACAGAUAUUGUUUAUUGAAGAAGAAAAUGGCGAAUUCUGAUGAUGAGAUAGAGGAUUUGCCGAAGUGGGUGACAAACUAUUACUUUGAAGAUGAUACCGAAGAGCCAAUUUCAUUUUCUGUUCUGCCUUUUUGUUGGAACACAGCUGAGACGACGAUAAACACCCAAAAGAAAAUAUACGUUCGUGGUAAUGCAAAUGAUGGGCUGGAAAAAAUCUUUAAGCCUGUGAAAGCUUGGAGGUUUGAUAUUUCGGGAGCAAAACCCGAGAUUUCUGUUCUUUGUAAGGACAAUAAUUGGAUUAACUUCAAAAGCCAAGGACAAGCUUUGAGGAAUAUGUUAGGACGGUUUUAG
Messenger RNA from Amaranthus tricolor (Joseph's coat), 632 nucleotides. RefSeq names its product protein ENHANCED DOWNY MILDEW 2-like. Lineage: Eukaryota; Viridiplantae; Streptophyta; Magnoliopsida; Caryophyllales; Amaranthaceae. The transcript is spliced from 2 exons. The record is from RefSeq and is a predicted model, not a curated record. Bases 309 to 632 code for a protein of 107 amino acids.